AACAUCGUUGCGGUACGUUGUGCGGCGCUGCAUCAUCAUCGCUUAGGAAUGGUAUCGCCGUCCAAGCACCAAUACCAGCAGCAGCAACAGCAGCAGGAGCAACAACAGCAACUCAGACGACCGUCGAGAGAGAACAAUAAGUUUGAUCCGCGACGAACGUCAGAUAUUCGUAUACGAAAGGGCCCGCAGCCGCUGGAAGAGAAGUCGUUCUAUUUGGACAUAAAGAACCAUGCCGUCGCGGCCAAGCUAGAGGCACAGAUCAGGGAGUUGGGUGGUGUGGUCGAAUUGUUUCUUGUGCGCAGUGUGAACCUCGUAGCCAGCGAUAGAGUAGAUAAGGCAGGUAACACGAACUUGGAAAGGCAUAGAUGGGCCUACGCCAGUGGCGGCAGCGGAGGACCCCGCUCGCUGAAAAGCAUCGAAGUACCAACUCCUACACCCCCGACGCCGUUGCUGAGCUCUGAAUGCCCCUCGUCCAAUUCUACUCUGCGGGGUCAAACUACCCAAAGAUCUAAAUCGCGAGUGGAUGCAAUGUUGGAACGUGCUCUGACGCAGCCACAACAGUGUUCCGUGGAUCCACUAAACAACGCCCACACUUGGAGAAUUCCUAUUUGGACGACGGAUAAGUUUCAGAUUUGGCUUGACAAGGUCUAUGAAUCUGUCAAGAAUAAUUCUAAUUUGAAGCAAAUUAAUCAGCACAGCUCGACGAGAGUCAAGCAUUUGAAGAGACCAUACGUUAAAUUCGACUCUAUUUACAGAACUACCAGGCCUGUAUUCCUGGAAUUAUCGUCGUGGCCCACGUUAAAUUUCGACGGUGAUCCUGGUUCGUGUCCUUUUGACGUAAAGAAGCAGGAGAAACGAGAGAGCAAAUUAAUAAACAAAGAGGUCAAGGAGAAUAAAAGGGAUAUUGAAUCUAUAAAUAAGGCGGAGGGUAGAGAAAUGACUCGGAGACCUCGUGCCACCACUGCACGUGCUCGCAGAACGGAACAGCUGGUCGCUGGCUAUUGCGAACUCUGUCACAUUCAUUAUAACGAUUUAUCGAAGCAUGUGCAAAGUGAGCAGCAUCUGAACUUUGUGGGGAACGAUGACAAUUUCUUGUCAUUGGACACGCUAAUUAACGCAGGUGCCAAUGUGGAGGCGUUUUUAAAAUUAAACAGAACAAAGGAUAUUGAGAAAGACUGCGACUUAUUCCCCAAUGGAAAUGACAAUCUUCAUAAUGUAGUGCUGCCCGAGGAGAAGGUUAAUAAGAACACCAAAAGUUUAAGUAACUUUACCGUUGACGAAAUAAAAAUGGUGAAUGGUGCGCGCAGAAACCUUAAUCUAAAGUUAAGUUCGCCGCAUAAUCUGCGCACUCGCACAAAACACGAGAGCGGACAUCUCCUCAGGUCUAAAGGUAGUCCAUGGCACGAGGUUGACAAGAGUGAAAAAUUUUAUGAUAAAUUGGAGGGUUUUACCAUCAAAAAGCGCUCGAAAGGUACUAUUUGGAUUGAGGAGGACGACCCGGACGAGAAGUACACGGAGGAUAUUCUGAAGGAGCCCAAGCAGGAAGACUACAAAAUCAAACCGUUCUCAAACAAUAUCGAAUUUUAUAACAGUAAGGACGACAAUAUUAAUAAAGAGGAUAAUGUCAAUAAUAAACACAGUAAUCUGGAUCCACCAAAGUUGCAGUCGAUAAUCGUGCAUAGAAAUGCGCAAAACGGUAUCAUAAAUUCGCGUCAUAUAUCGGAGGAUCCAGAUUAUCUGAAUGGCAAGAACGAAUGUAACGGUGAUGAGAACGCGGGUGUUUUAGAGUGUACGAUAAAGCAAAUCGAUGUAGUAAAUAACGGUUAUGUUAUUGGAGGUUGCAAAGACGAUUCGUUUCAGAGAGACAGUUGUGCGUUGCAAGGUGCGGAGAAGGUGGCGAUAGAAAACGCGAGAAAACUCUCAUCGAAUAACGCGAAUAAUGAAAUCAUUUGUAACGGGCAUAACAAGACCGAGCAGCAGAAAGACUUGAAGGCGUCGUCGCAGAGUGUCGAGAAUACUCGGCACAUGAAGCUUCUUAAGCAUCCGCGCUUGAAUCGGAGAGGCAGAAAUAUCCGGGGUCGAUAUCGGCAUCGAUUGUCGGUGGAGGAGCGUUUGAUAGAAGACAAUCGCGCUUAUUAUAAGGUGGAAGUAUUGGGUAACAAGUUGCGAUCGAGCGCAGUGCCGAGUGGCGGCAAUCCACAGCAUGUAUCGGCGAAGGAUGGUGAGGAAGACGAGGAGAAGAAGGAAAUGCCGUCCAGCCAAGAGAAGCCGGUGGUGGUGCGGUUUAAACGCGUGAGGAAGUCCGAAUUGUCUUUGCUAAGUGACGAGGCGGAGUCUUUCAUGUUCGGCGAGCCGAAACGGGACGACUCGAGCGAGCGAACUACCAGCGACGGCGAGCAGAGCAGCAUACUGCCAAGGGACACGGACAGCGAGGUCAACGAGACUGUUAAUUUAUCGGUGUCGCUGAACUCGUUAAAUUCCAGUCCCAUUAAACAGGAGGUUGUCGAGGAGGACUCGCAGGAUUCGGUGCACCUGGGCAGAGCGAGGAAGAGAAGGCGUACGCAGGCUGAAGCGUUCAUCAAGGACAAUACCGACUACUACAAGUUUGAAACGCCUGGUAGCAGGUUAAGGUAUCAGGCUCCGUUGACUGGUAUCAAGGACACUACCGCCGUAGAUGGCAGCAGGGAACACGGAACGGCGAAGAAAUCGAGUUCGCAUGAACCGGAAAAUUGCAAGUUGCAGACCGACGGUGUCGUCAAGAAAGUUUAUCCGUCCAAGCCGUCACCGGAGAUUGAGAAGAUGCAGUUCUCCUUUGAGUCGGUGCCUAUGUCCGAGCCGUGGUAUCAAACGUAUCAGCGUCAGGAUACGGGCGCCGAGUUCUGGCAUUGCUUUAGCGAGUGCGACACGAUGAAGCCGUUUCUCCUGCCGUACGAGAUCGAGAACUUUCACGAGACACUGCUGAAGGCGCAGAGUAGAAUUGACAGCGGCAGAAGACGGGGCCGUGGUCGUGGUGUAGGAUGCAUGGGACGCUCGCCGAGAAAGAGUCCACGUUGCCACGCGUCUACGUUGGCUAUUAUGUCCACCAUAAUCCGCAAAAGGGAGCAACAAUCGACUCUGUCCACGAUAGAGGAGUCACCGGCUGCCAGAUCACGCAUGAACACGCCCAAGCUCGAGCAAAAAUUGGAUCCCAAAUUGGACGUGGACGAGGAAGUUAAAGAGAUAGCGAAAACGAUCGACGAGUUGCUGAGCGCGAAAGGAAUGAGCGAAUUGGACGACUCGUUCGAGCCCGACUUCGAUUUGACACAGACCGAGAGUUUCUGUGAGACAAACCUGCCAAAAGGCGCGCCGCCAAAUCUGCUGGAACUGCUCGACAACUGUCAAGACAUGACCAACUGUCUGGAGAACAACUCGUCGUGCGCCAGUUCGGAAUGCGGUGAAGCAAACGCGGAUAUUCCGUUGAGACGACGGAAACGUAGAAAAAAUCGGACUGGUUGGCCGGUUGGCAACAAGAUGAAAAAGAAAAUACAGGCGAACAGUAAGGUCUUGACGGAUUGUGACAGGGAAUCGUUGGUAGAGAAGAGGCUCUAUCCGGAUGGCGAUUUUGCCGAACGUCACGUGCUGAACGCGUCCAACAGAUUGUUAGAAGGGAUUGAUUCUCACGCGGUCACACCAACGUCGAUGAACGUCGCGUUGCCAACGGCUGCGGAGCGUUUGGCUGUCAAUCAGAGUAACGCUUCAUUGGAAACCGCGUCUCAUAAAUCGUAUCAUGAGGUGCUCGCGAAAAAGGACAGAAGCGUAGCAGAAGCUAUCGGCAGUGACAAUACGAGCCUAUCGGCGAACAAUACGGACAGCUGUGUGAAAUCCAUCUUGGAGAACGCAUGCGACGAUGGGACGAACAAGACUCACUUGUCGAGCAAAGAUUAUCCGUGUAGAAAGGAUCUUUCGGGGAUGUCGGAGAAAAUCUCGGAUUCGGGUAACGAUGAGAAUCACGACAACCACCAGAAGAGUCUGUUCGGCAGAAAGGACGUCAACACGAUCGGUGAGAAUCUGGUCGCAAAUCUGAUCACGAAGUCGUCGUCCGGAAUCGGCAGGAAGCAACGGCAGCGCGAGCAUACCGUUGUUACCAGUGCCGACAGCUGCGAAUCGGCGGAGAUCGAGAAUCAGAACAAUCUGCAGUUGCAGUGUAGAAAGGAGGAGACCGGUAUAGUUCCUAAGAAACACCACAAUUCCAGUUCCGAGCUGUCAGGACCGAAGCGGCAGCUGCGUGGUGGCGGUAACUGCGAGGAGAACUCGCAGUCAGACUCGACGGGAUCUGAAUUACUGAAGCGUCGUCGCGGCAUCGUGUUUGCCGCGACGAGGCGCGGUCGAAUGGGCUCGCGAAAGCGGAUCUACUCGAGGAAACGUCAGUCAAGGACGGCCGUCGCUCGCAACAACAACGCCAGCCUAUCGUCGCCCGAUCGCGUCGGGAUGAUAUACGAGGACGAGAAUUGUAAAAAGGACGCCUACUUGAGUAUUACGUCGUGUAACAAGAAGCAGUCGCCAGGCUCCGCGAUCCGCGGCGGCGUGAAGCGCAAGAGUGAGGCGAUUUCGUCGUCGGACAAUGUCCAGGAGCCAUCGUCUGAUCCAACGGUGGAUCAGUGCGCGUUGUCGGAGCGCGUUAGUCCGUCGAUAUUGUCGUCUACCGAGCUCGAGCAACGUCGCUCAAGCAUCGAGUUCCAACCGGUUGUACGAAUGAUGAAACUCGACGACCAGGUGGAUAUGGAUCACGGUAUACUGUCGACAGUGACGGUGGCAAGCAAUCGGCGACUGAGAAGCUCUGGCAGUUCGCCACGUUCGAACCCCAAGCCACCGAGGAAGCGCGUUAAGUCCGCCCGCGGGCACUUCGGGCGAUGGUUGAAGAACAGCUGAAGACCUGGGGAACGCAGACGCAAAAGAAAGAGGCUGUACCUCGGUUUAGAUUUCAAUGAUGGCGGUUAUCAGGUGUCGAUCUCACGAUCCGAUAUUUCGUUCCACCGCAGUGUACAUUGUGUAUAAAAAUAUUAUUUGUGUACGUAGAAUAAUAUUUAACAUUGCAUCAUAGUAUUAUAUAUAUAUAAAUAUUAUAUAUAUAUAUACAUAUAUAUAUAUAUAUAUAUAUCUUUAGUGAUACCAUUCUACUUAGUAAUGUUCUUUCAGGUGGUUAGUUUUAACACUCCCCACCCGGUAUGUCCUACUGUGUACAUUCUUUAGAUGCGGUCGUUGUGUUCUCAGAGGCAGAAUAGUUACAAUCUUUUUUACUAGUACCAAGUCGUUCCUUAUUUUCUAUUUUUUUCUUCCAUCGUUUUAUGUAAACGAAAAUUGUGUACCACUUUAAUGACACUCAUUUUCAUGCAGAUCAUGAUUAAAGAUUAUUUAGAAUACAUUAUUAUAUAUUUUAGAGUACGCAAGACUGCAUACAGCUUUAUAACAUUGUAACCACACAUACACAUAACAUACACAUACACACACCACACAUACUCACAUAUAUUUCCGUUAUAUUGUGUAUAUUAUUGAAAGGUAAUAUUCUAUAUUUUCGAUUCCCCAAUAUAUCCAAAUACAUUAUUUCAAGCAAAAUUGCUGUAAGUCGCUCAUGAGUUCAGAAAGAGAAAUUAUUAUUAAAGAUAUGCAAAUUUUUCAUUAAAA
Monomorium pharaonis (pharaoh ant) is the source of this 5661-nucleotide messenger RNA. RefSeq lists its product as uncharacterized. Bases 49 to 4908 code for a protein of 1619 amino acids. Gene Ontology annotation, biological process: positive regulation of nuclear cell cycle DNA replication; regulation of cell cycle phase transition. The record is from RefSeq and is a predicted model, not a curated record. Gene Ontology annotation, molecular function: zinc ion binding; nucleic acid binding; protein serine/threonine kinase activator activity. Gene Ontology annotation, cellular component: nucleus; Dbf4-dependent protein kinase complex. The transcript has 7 exons. NCBI's taxonomy places the organism in Eukaryota, Metazoa, Arthropoda, Insecta, Hymenoptera, Formicidae.